Anopheles marshallii is the source of this 7164-nucleotide messenger RNA. RefSeq lists its product as uncharacterized. Gene Ontology annotation, molecular function: protein binding. The coding region runs from base 1 to 7164 and encodes 2387 amino acids. NCBI's taxonomy places the organism in Eukaryota, Metazoa, Arthropoda, Insecta, Diptera, Culicidae. The transcript is spliced from 6 exons. Gene Ontology annotation, cellular component: nucleus. The record is from RefSeq and is a predicted model, not a curated record.
AUGCCCAAAAUUCUGGACAGUGACAUCGACUCACCAAUUGCGAAUCUGAUCAAGCGCAGCGGCACGGCGACCACCACGACCAACAACAGCAGCAGCAGCUCGAGCAAGCAGAGCGCCCACUAUUCGAACGACACCACCAGCGAAAAGUCGGACGGGCCGUUCGAAGGGCUCGUUGGCCGCCAUCACAUCGUUAGCGGCGGUGGCGGCAACUCGAACUCGUCCUCGUCCUUCUUUUCGUCCGCGUACGACGCGAAGGAUGGUUCGAACGAGGGCGGCAGCAGCUUCGGCAGUGGCGGCGCGGCAAUGGCCGUAGCGAGCGGGUUGGGGGUGGUGGGACCGGCGCUGACGCAACCGCAACCGCCACCGCCCCCACCGCAGCAGGGCCAGAGUGCGUUCUUUCAAUCAACCGUCGGCCACCACCAGCAGCAGCAGCACCACCGGGGACACCGGUCGGAUGGGGCGGACGGUGGCAAGGGUACCGGCAACGCCCCUGCCACCGCCCCGGAGGCACGAGUCAAGAAGUAUCGCCAUCAGCAGUUCAGCAAGAACAUCUACAUCGGCACGAAGAACGCGGAGAAGUGGGACACACUGCGGAACGUGCUGCUGUUCAAGAACGAUGUGGAGUUCGUUUCGUUCCUGCUGAAGCUGGCUGAGAGCAACUGCUGGAAGAAGGACCCCCCACUGCUCAAUGGAUUCCACGGCGAAACGUUACCGGCGAAGGCGCAGGGAGCUGCCAGCAAGGGCGUCCGGACGAAAUCAGGUGCCCGCGGCAAGCAACCACUUCCCGAGCCGCUGCGCGAGGAGCAGCAACAGCUGGAACAGCAGCCGCAGCUGCACUCAUCAUCAAUCAGCUUCGGCGGCACAAAAGCGCCCGGCAGCAUGGGGAAGAAAACCAAGAAAGUACAAUUUAACAAGAAUGUAAAUAUAAUCCAUAAGCUCGAUAAUCGCCGAAGCGGUAAGAUGGUAUCCUUCAGCGAAAAAGCAUUGUCGGACGAGCCUUCGGAUCUGCCGCACCACGACGAAGAUUCUACGGCCGUACCUGAGGAGGAUGACGGUGGCGGUGGUGGUGGUGGUGGCGAGGAAGACGACGACGAGGAGGAGGAGGAAGACAUGGAGGAGGAGGAUGAGGAUGAGGAGGAGGAGGAAGAGGAGGAGGAAGAGGAGGAGGGAGAUGAUAAGGAGGCGAUGGCCGGCAAGGGGGACGAGGAGGCGCCCGACGGCGAUCCGGUGCGCAAGGGCGACGGCUUUCUCGGCGACGCAAAAGAGCAGGAGUCGAACGUUGCCAGUCACGAUGCGUACCUGCUGGACGAUCUGGUGAAGAAGACGAUGCGCAAAACGCACCCGCCGCCGGCGAAUCAACCCCAGCAGAGCAACGAGGUGCAGCAGGACUCGAUCAGCAGCACGAUGGGAUCGGUUUCAGAGGAUUCGCUCAACACGGAGACGGAGGUGCUGGACUAUCGCAUCGCCGAGAAGAUCAAGACCGAGCUGGAGGAGAAGCAGAAGCUGGAGCGCAAGUCGCACACCGCGGAGGAGCUUCCGACGACGUCGAACUUUUUCGACCAGUGCGAGUUCGAGUCGGCGCCGGUCGACGAGAAGCCGACCGUGCCGGCGCACGUGAAGAAGGGACCGGUUUUGGACCGGUCGCGAACGGGCCCGGCACUGGAAGGGGCGGCGUACGGUGGUGGACCGCGGAAGCGGGGCCGCCGGGCCAAUGCGGCAGACUCGGGCAACGUGGAUCUGCACAUCGAGUACGAGGAGCAGGAGUACCGGCCGCUACCGGGUACGCGAGGCACCGACGCCGGACCGCACGAGAAGGCCAGCUUCGCCAGCCAAGCGAAGCAGCUGCAGCUCCAGCAUGCCCCAGCCGGGCAGCGGAAGGCGAAGGGUGCGGGCACCACCAAGAACAAGGUGUGCACCGGGUGUAGCAUCAAGCACGGCGCUGACCUCUGCCCGCUCAACACACCGCUGCGGGCGAUCAGCAACAAAAUCGAGCUUAACCAGUGGCUGGAGCAGAACGAGGACUUGAUAAAGAAGCACAAGCUGUUCCUCAAGCCGCCCGGCAGCGGGGAGGACCUGGACGACGAUAUGGACGACCAGUACGAGGACGAGGACGAGGACGAGGACGACGAUGUGGACGACGAAGAUGACGACGGUGGGGAGGGCAGUCGGGCGAACGGGAAGCUGGAGCUGAAUCCCUCCUUCUCCGAGGUGUCCGUGCCGCCGGAGUUCGAGCUGCGGCUGUGUCCACAGUCGGGCGCGAGCAACGCCAUCAGCAGCACAACGCAGCACGAAGCGGUGCAGCAGCAGGAGCAACACAACACCGCCAAGCAGCACCAGCUGCAGGAUCUGCAACCGCCCGCCCCAGAGCACCAGGACCAGGACUCGAUGAUGGAGUCGAAGGGUUCCUUACCGCCGCCCCCGCCACCAUCCUCCUCCUCGUCGUCCAGCUUUGCCGGCACGAUGGGGGCGGACAGGGGCGAGUCGGCGCCGAAAAGCCGCACCGCCGGCGGUCAUGGGUUGAGCAUCUACACGACCACGUUCGUUGCGAAGUAUACGAAGAUCGGCCCACUGACGGGGCAGAUAGUGCGCGAGACGGAAAUCCAGGACGACUGCACGAUGCGCCACAUGUUCGAGACGUUCGACGGUGCGAAGUCGACGUACACGAGCACGGAGAACAAGCACUUCUCCAACUGGUUGCGCUACAUCCGGCCGGCGCGGAACAGGGAGCAGAAGAACUGCGUGCUGCAGGUGCAUGACGGCGGCAUCCACUUCGUGACGAGCCGGGACCUGGAACCGGGCACGGAGCUGCUGUACUGGAGCAACGACAGCAACUCCGCCUGGGGCAAGAAGAAGAUGGAAAAGACGAACUGUGGCGGCUGCAACCUCAAGUUCGACCAUCCGUUCUACUACCGGACGCACUGCUCGGUGUUUCACGAUCCCGGGUUUAGCCUCACGAUCCGCAAGUACCACUGCAAGGUGUGCGGUGCGGCCGUGCUCGGCAAGGAGAACAUCAUGAAGCACGCCGAAAAGCUGCACGACGGCAAGGGUGCAUAUCAGUGUCAAUUCUGUCAAAAGUUCUUCCUGCGGCUCAACUACCUGGAGAUGCACCGGACGUACGGCUGCAGUGCCAACCCGCAGCGCACGCGGCCGCUGUGCGACUUCUGCGGCCGGAAGUUCUGCCAGCCGCAGAAGCUGAAGGUUCACAUCAAGCGGAUGCACAGCGAUAUGGCGGACGUGCUGCGGGACUUCCAGUGCAAGCUCUGCUCGAAGCUGCUCGGGUCGCGGGCCGCCUUGCAGCGACACUCGAAGGAGGUGCACAGCCGCAACUCGGCCGUGGUGAGCUGCCCGCGCUGCCAGAAGCUGUUCCAGAACCGCUCGAACCUGAAGAUCCACAUGCUCACGCACUCCGGCGUGCGGCCUUUCAAGUGCGCGGAGAACGAGUGUACGGCUGCCUUUACCACCAAACAGUGUCUGCAGUUUCACUACAAGAAGGUGCACGGGUACACGCAGGAGCAGAUGCCGAAGAUCGAGCGCAGCGUGGCGUACACGUUCGACGCCUACUCCGGCGGCUUGAAUGACGGUAUCAUCGAUGAGGUGCAGCGUCGUCAGCGACACAAGUCGUCCGCUUCGGAGGAGGGCGGAUACCCGACGGAGAAGGUGGAAAGGAAGAAGCGCUCCCGGCAUCUCAACCACUUCGACGAGACGUCCCUGCAGCAGCAGCAGCACCAGUCGCAGCUGCAGCAACCAGCGGAGCUCGCGCCGCGUCUCCCGCAGGACUCGGGCGACCCGACCAAGGUUGCGCCGCAGCAACACCUGCCCCAACAAUCACCCCAACAGCUGGACUACCCCAACACACCGCCCGCGCCCCCGCGCCUCUCAACGCAUCCAUCAACCGCGCCGCAGCACCAGCUGGUCGACGUGCUGCAGAAGGACGCAGAGCUGCACCAGCAAAAGUUGCUGCGGCAACAGCAGCUGUCCGUGCAGCAGGCGGAGGAGCAGCAGGACACCGGGGACCAGGCGACCGGCGGCCAGCUGCAGCAGCACCAGCACGAGCUGCACACCGACCCGCAGCACCCGGCGCUGGACGAGCAGGUGAUGGCGAAGGCGGACCAGGAGGAGCAGACGCUGCACCAUCACCACCACCACCACCAGCAGCUGUCCCGCCUGCCGUCCCCGUUCUCGAACAACCUGCUGAAGACGAAAAACAUUCUCGAAUCGUUCAACGAUCUCUGCCGCAACGAGAGCAACUUGUCGCUGCUCUCCACCAAGAUCACCUCCAUACUGAACAACAACCUGAAGGACAUCGCGAAGGUGGCCGCCAUCGGCACGGCGACCGGCAGCAACGGGGGCAACGCGGAGGACAUACGGAAGAGCAUGAUCGAGCAGCAGGGUUUGGACGAGGGCCGCGGCGAUCGGCUGGAGGACAUGCAGCACCUCGUCCACCCGCUGCCGGACGACCAGUCGAAGGCGAACAGCCUGAACGUCAGCCAGCUGCACCGUCUGAACAUAUCAAGCCAGCUGGACGCCGGCACGGCGGCCGCCAUGCAGUACAAGACCGGCAGCGAUGACGACAUGAAGGGCGUCAACGAGGUGGACGGCAGCUUCGUCGACAUGGCGUCGCUGGCGAGCAACUUGAAGUACAAGGAGUACAUCAACGGGGGCGGGAACGCCGGGCUGGUAAUCAGCAAGGGCAGCAAGAAGUGGAUCAGCGAUGCGGACCAGCUCCCGGGCGGUGACGGGCAGCAGGGCGAACCGGGCGUGAUGCUGAGCGCGGUAACGGGGCGCGACUUCCUCACCAAGCUGAUCAUGAACGGGAACGUGAACACGCCGCCACCGAACGUGGCGGACGACGAGGAGGAGGACGACGACAACUCGACCAUCCUGGACGUGGUGGAUUCGAACAACCAGAACCAGCAGAGCUCCCACGCGCAGAUCCAGCAGUACACGUCGAACUUCACCGGCCUGAACCUGCCGGAUCUGCCGUCGUUCCAGAGCCACGCGUUCCAGGGUCACUUCAACCACCAGACGCUGCUGGGGUCGUUCUACAACAACACCGGCGCCAGUGCGGGGCGCAACACGAUCAACACGAUACCGACGUCCGCCAGCAUGCUGGUCGAGGCGGCACUCAACUCGGUCAGCAACAUCAUCACGGAGGCGGAGAUCAGCACGAACAGCAACCAGAACCAGGGCCUAAACAUCAACCACAUCGAUCCGGGCGGCGGGACGGACGCGGCCCCCGCCAACGUCCCGGCGAACGCGUUCAGCGCGAGCAGCAUCGACGAGUCGGUCGACGACAUGAAGCUGCUGAAGUCGCACCACUUCUCGAUGCAGCUCAACUCGAUAUCGCAGUACACCGCGCAGUCCGCGAACGACGCGAGCCUGCUGGCGAUGCGCGGUGCGGGCGGUGCGGCCGCCAGCCGGCCGAAGUCGCGCGAAAAGAUCGCCAUCUACGAGGAGAGCGAGAUGCUCAACUACGAGGGCCAGCACCUGAGCCAGCAGCUGCAGGGCACGCCGCACAAGCUAACCUCCAGCGUGGACUCGGUGCGCAGCGCGCUGUCGCCGGAGCCAACCGGCGACUUCGGCUACGCGGCCACCCCGAGCACCUCCAGCCGGCAGCACAUCGUCGGCGGUUCGCCGGUGCGGUCCAGCUCGCGGCAGAUCUACGCCGAGCACGAUCUGAUAUCGCCCGCGUCGACGCCGUCGUUGCCGCGGUACGACUUCGGGCCGACGGACAGCAACUACAGCGGGGCGCGGCGCCAGGACGCGAAAACGAUCAGCUCGCUCACGCUGGAGAGCUUCGAGUCGAACCUCAAGGACGCGCACCACAUGCAGCAGCUGUCCAGCGACGAGGACAACAGCAUCGUCAUCGCCGAGAACCUCUCGGUGAACGCGGUGCCGACGGACGAGAAGCUGAAGCUGUCGAGUGCGGCGGCGGCGGCGGGUGCGGCGAACAGUGGGUCGAGCGCGGGCAGCAGCGCGGCCGAGUUCAUCCAGCACCAGAAGUACGGCGAGGCGGGACGCACGAUCGGUGGGGCCAACCUGCCCGCGACCGCCGACAUGCGCAUCAAGUACGGCAAUGACGAGCUGGUGGACUUCCAGCGCAACAGCAUCGGCGACUCCUCCGACUUCCAGGGGUUGGAUAUGUCCUCGCGGUCGUCCGUAUCCGCAUAUCACCAUUCAAACUUCCAGCUGUCAACGCAGGCGAGCGGUAAUCUGCACUUCAACCGCUACCACCAUCACAUUUAUGACAUUCUCAGCGAGCGCGAGCAGCAACAGCAACAACCCCAGCAACAGCAGCAGCAACAACAGCAGCAGCAGCAACAAUCCCAGCAACAUCAUCAUCAGCAGCAGCAGCAGCAGCAACAACAACAACAACAACAGGGGCAACAACACCAUCAACAUCAACAUCAGCAUCAUCACCAUCAACAUCAGACGCAGCAGCAACAGCAGCAGCAACAACAACAGCAACAACAACAGCAACAACAGCAGCAACAACAACAAUCGCAACAACACACGCAACAGCAGCAGCAGCAGGAAUCGUUCCAGCUGGAGCAAACGCAGCUGCAGCAUCUCGUGCAGGAGCACGUGCAGAGCCAAGACUCGGAUGCGGACCAAUCGGUGACGGUGGACCUCAGCCGAAGCUCCAGCUACCUGGUGCAGUCGCCACCGACACCCGCCAUCUCGUACAGCAGCCACCACCAUCCGGACAUGAUACGGAUGGUGUCGCUCGAUCUCAGCUCCAACACCGGCACGCACCAUCCGGUGAACAACGGUUCGCACCACGCGGUCCGCCACGCGUCCUUCAUCUCCUCCCAGAUACAGCCCGCCGACCAUCACCGUUUGCUCGCCGGCGACCAGCUGGCCGCUGGCAACCAUCGGCUGCUGGUGAGCGACCCGGCCACCCACCUGAUCUUCGAGCAGAACAACCGGCUGCUGUCGGAUGCGACCGGUCAACCGGCGCCGCCGCCACCGCCACCGCCCCGCCAUGUCGUGUCGCCGACGCGCGGGUUCGGUGCGUACCAUCACCAUCACCACCAUCACCAUCACCACCAGGUCAGCUCGACCAACUACCACCAUUCGAUGAAGCAAAACAUUGCCUCGCCACCCAUCAACCAGCACAGCUCCUCGGCUGCCGCCUACCACCCAUUCCCCACCUACUACUAA